AUGUCCGCCGAAGAGCUGCGGGCCCAGAUCGAGGCCACUCGGCGAGAGGCCGAAGCCGAGGAGGCGAGGCUCCCGGAGCUCCAGGCUGAGACGGCACAGGCCAGGGAGCGGCAAAGGCUGCGGCUCGAGCUGAGGGAGUUGAGGGACAGGCUGGGAGAUGCAUAUAAUCGCAACUCAGACGAAGUCCAUUUACGAUGUGACAUUGACGAGGAACUUUGGGAAACUGUACAGACUCAGACCCAACCUGUGAUGCAAGCAAGUGGCUGUGGAAGUGCCAAUUUCGGGGCGCUGGUGGCUAAGGGCGAAUAUGUGUGGAGGAUCGAAGGGUUUUCCUGGGUGCCAUGCGCGCUCGAACAGGUGGAGUCUGAAUGUGUGGAGUCGACAUUUCAUCUUGCGAGCCACACAUUUCUCCUUCAGUACAGCCCGUCGGCAGGAUAUCUGUGUAGGGAGCAUCGUGGGACUCUCGCCAUAACGGUGCACACAGAAGAGCGCAUCGCGCUUCGGUAUCGCAUCUACGUUAAGGCGCGGAACGGUGAGUUCGUGCAGUGGGGUGAGACGUGCGAUGUUGUUCAUCGUGGCGGAAGUGAAGGCUGGAACGAGCGGCGGAUGCCUGUUUCCUACGGGCCGGAUGUGCAUUUGCCGGGGCACGCCCCUGCUUCACUGGGCAUCUUCGGGCUGAGCCAUAAGGAGCUCCUGCAGUCCCAGUGGGUAGAGAACGACACCCUCACUGUGAAGUUCGAGCUGGAAGUCCGUCCCCCAAUAUGUGUAGGAACGCUGCCUUUGAACCUUGCCACAGAGGUGCCCGACCCAACCAUCCUCGAGGACACGCGGGCGCUAUUGGAGGAGGGCACCUGCAGCGACGUGCGGUUUAUGGUGCAGGGCGAGGAGAUCCAGGCGCACUCGCAGGUUCUUUGUGCACGAUCCGAGGUGUUCAGCAAGCAGCUGACGGGAGGAAUGCAGGAGAGCAUCUCAAAAGUCAUCGUGAUCGAGGACUGCGACGUCGACACCUUCAGAGCCUUUCUGCAGUUCCUCUACACUGAUCGCUUGCCGGAUGACCAGGAGCUCCUUCCGAACCCCAUGCCGAGCGAGUCUGGGAAUUCCGGCUGUGGCCGGGAGCUGUCGCAGAUUCAGGCGCUCUUAGCCGUGAGUCACAAGUACCAGGUUAAGAGGCUUCAGCUGUGGUGUGAAGCGAAGCUUUCCAAUGAAUUGAGCACCUCAGGAGUCUGUGGCAUCCUCUGCCAAGCGCAUCUGCUCCAGGCGAAGCAGCUCGAAAAGGCGUGCCUCGCCUUCAUCAAAGAACAUGCAGGCCAGGUACUCAUUCUGCCGGCCUAUGUUGAUUUGGUGAAGAGCUGGCCUAAGAUCGGGAUGAUGGUCAGCCUCUUCUCGGCGGGCGUGCCCGACGCAGAGUUGUCGGCGGCGAUGGAUGGCUUCGACAAAUCACAAACAGAGGAAUCGGAGCACCAAGUGAGGUAUAUCAAUGGGGCAGCAGAUCAGGGCAUCGUGCCGAUGGAUUGGUACAUGUUCGAGCUGGUGGAGUUCAAGGAUGACCUGGCCAAGGAUCUCAACCUCCGCACCCUCGAGAAGAAAAGGAUGGACAACGCCGAGGCAGCGGCGAAGGUGGCUGAGCAGAUGCCACUAGGAGAAGGCUCGUGCCACGGAGGUCCUGAGGAAGCAGAGCCCGAGCCGGCUCAGGAGGAAGAGGAGGAUCAAGAGGCGGAGGAGGAUGAUCUCGCUGAGGGCCGCUAUGCGCAGCUGGACACCGAGAGGGACCUCGCCAUGAUGAGCCGUGGCUUCGAUGCGCCGGUGGAAGAGCCACCGCCCCCUCGUACCGCAAGCCAUGGCUCCCGCCCCGGCGCGGGUCGGCCGCCCAACUCUAGACCCGAGCCAGCUGCCAAACCUUCGGCGGCCUCCGCGCAGCGGAGUGUCUCAGGUUCCGGCGCUGCUGGCUAUUCCGAGCCUGCCAUUGAAGUCCGAGAGGAGCGGAGAGUAGACCCGGAGGAUGGCGUGGCGAGAACGUACAAGGAGUUUCAGGCCAUGUACACCCAUCUCUACUCGCCACCGGAGAUCCGGGAGUACUGGAACGAGUGCAGGCCCGAAGGCGAGGCGCCUGCGCCGACGCCCGCGCCGCGCGCGGCGCCCGCGAAGGCCGUGGUGAAAGCACCAAAGGCGCCGGGGCAGCCCUGGGGCAGUGGCACCACCAAAGUGCGGUUUUGA
Symbiodinium sp. CCMP2592 is the source of this 2214-nucleotide messenger RNA. Lineage: Eukaryota; Dinophyceae; Suessiales; Symbiodiniaceae. The record is from the annotation of a GenBank genome assembly.